Molecule: messenger RNA, 3542 nt
Organism: Saccostrea cuccullata (small rock oyster)
Lineage: Eukaryota; Metazoa; Mollusca; Bivalvia; Ostreida; Ostreidae
Product: protein DDB_G0287365-like
Exons: 24
Coding region: 1-3231 (1076 amino acids)
Source: RefSeq, a predicted model, not a curated record
AUGAGGACGAUUUUUCUUGCUGCCCUUCUUUGCUGUGGGGGUCGGGCUCUAGGGUCAUGUCCAGAUGACGCCAGUGAUUUAGUGAAAUGGUCUUCAAGUAUAACUGCAAGCAAAAAUGACAACAUUACAAUAUCUCAACCCACUCUCUUAGACGUGUCUCCCCCAGAAUUAUUUGGAAUCACCAUAGCCUCCGGGGGUAGGUUAGUGUGGAGCAGAAAAGGGGAUUUCAGUAUCCGGACCCAAUACAUCUGGAUACAGGGCGGGGGAGAGCUUCACAUCGGAAGCGAGGAGUGUCAGUUUGAUAGAAAAGCAAGGAUUACUUUAUUAGGCGAGCCUGGAGAGCUGAAUAUACCGUCUUUCGGGGAGAAGUUUAUUGGCGUGGAUCAAGGGGGAGUACUAGAACUGCACGGUAAAGAUAAACUUUCCUGGACCAAGCUGUCAGGUCACGCUCAAAAGGCACAGGAAGAAAUCUACAACCAUAGGGAAACCGAAAUAAGCUUCCAACCAGGAUUGUAUGUGUAUCACUUUAGGGAAGCUUUCCCCAGCGACUUUAACGUCAAUACCGACUCAGGGUUCGAAUAUGUAGGAAAAAUUCACAGAAGACUGAAUUUCCGCAGUCAAAGAAAAACUAAUGCUGCAAUUGUCGAAUUGAAAGACUUUAUUGAAGGAAUCCCAAAUGGAGACAUUUUUGCAAUUGCCACACAAAAGAACUUCUUCCGUAGGGACCUGUCGGCUCUCUAUGACGUCAUUGACGCACUGGGAAAUACAAACUCCUUCCGAAGAGUCCAAAAAGACGACGCCUACGUUGCUGUAGGAAAGAAAGGAUCCAGCUUUUUUGAAGACCACAAUUCAGACAUCUCAGAGGCCCAGUCUACUGAGGCUAAGGUUACAUAUACAGCUCCAGAAAGAGAACGAGAAAUUAUGGUAAUGUCAAAGAACCAUUUAAGGGAUGGCAAGAGUCGUACAGAAUUCAUGGUUCUAAACACACUGCAGACGAAACCCAUCAUCCAUGUUGUUGAUGACGUCAGCAGCUGGAAUGCUGGAGACAAGAUCUUUAUAACCUCCACUGAUUACGACUGGAGACAAGUUGAGGAGUUCACUAUCGUCCCCUGUACUUCUGUUGAAUGUUCAACUAACACCAUUCGUCUCGACCGUCCAUUUAAAAACGAUCACUAUGGUGAAAUUUACAAGCGGGUGGACAUGCGAGCUGAGGUCGGCUUGAUGACAAGACACAUCCUAAUAGACUCCGAGGUGUCAAAGGGCAACAGUAAUGGGGGUCACGUCAAGUUCAUAAAAGGAUUUGGGAGUGUUCGAGUAGAAGGUGUUGAACUAACAAAUCUAGGCCAACCUUUGAUUACAGGUCGCUACCCUCUCCACUAUCAUAUGUGUGAGGACCUUGCCGACACCUCCCUCUAUCCAGUCCGCUCUUACCUCAGAAUGAACUCCAUUCACCAUAGCCAGUUCAGAUGUGUCACAAUCCACGGAACUCAUAACUCAACGGUAACUGACAAUGUUUGCUAUGACACGGUGGGUCACGGAUUCUUUAUCGAGGACGGAGGAGAAAAAGACACGUACCUCCGGGGUAACCUUGGUCUGGGUCAACGUCGGUUUAGAGGAGACACCGUAUUAGACGUCACCGGAGCUAUUCCUACUGACACGAAGAAAGGUCCCGUUACAUUUUGGGUGACAAGCCCUAAAACGACUCUGAUCAACAAUGUGGCCGCGGGAGGAGAGGGAAUCGGAAUGUGGUUUGUUUACCCCGAUAUUCCCACAGGUCCAUCUCAUGACAAAAACUUUAUGGCGGAGAAAGAAGCACGCCGCACAAAGAUCACCAAAUAUCUCAACAAUGUGCAUCAUUCGUAUGUUGUGGCAGGACUGUUUGUGGACAAUAUUGAGCAACAGGACCUGACCGUAAAAGGCUACAACAAAUAUAACCCCCGACUGGUCCCCACGGACCCCUCCUCCCCCAGGGUACCGGCUGUCUUUGAAGGAAUAACAGCCUAUAAAAACCGAAUGCAAAAUGUUUGGAUUCGAGGAACACCAAUAAUUGUCAAAAAAUCAUCAUUUUCGGACAGUUUAUUUGGAGCUACUUUGAUCAAGGAAAGCAAUGUAUGGAUGGAAUUUACAGACAAUGUUGUGAUUGGUUACUCUGACAAUAUGGGUAAUCCAAUGAAUAGCGCCGCAAGAUCAUUCCCAUCAAGGCCUUCUAGACCAAUAGCUGGGUACAGGGUACACAAGGGUCCUGUCUACGUCAGAAACACGUGGUUUGGAGGGUUCGAGUCUACAGAUGUAUACAAUGCCUCAGCCAUUACCAACAGACAAUGUCCCCCAAAUGUUGAUCCACAAAACCAAGUCGAAAAUGUUCUCUUCGGUUUUGAUGAUACUCCAGGAAGCCGUUUCCACUUCACGGAUGGACGCAACUGUGACGAAAGAGAGGCGAUGUUCACCCUAAAAGAUGUGGGAAAUAGUCUUACCCAAGAACAAGGGACUUCAGACAUGACCCUUGUCACAAAUCACCCCUUCCACACCACUGGAGAAUGUAAACUGAGGAACUCGUGGGACAUGGCUUAUUGUCCGUACAACUACGGAGGGAUCAAAUUCAUGUAUCCUUCGGAUAAUGAUCUGAAUGUGUACAGAACUGAUGGCGGAUCAACAUUUCCAAUGAGAGACAUCACCAGCAAGACUUUUAUCACAAUCCUUGGCGAUGCAACUAGAACUUUCCAGUAUCUAGCCCUCAUUGAAGAUGGAAUGCCUGCCACUGUUGGAAUUCGUGGCGAGUCCAUCACAAAAUCAAAUUCAUUCGUAAUGGCGUUGUGUGUUCCAAGAGAUGCGAAAUUCACGUUCCGUUAUUCUAUCUCUAAAGUGGGCAGAAUUGGGACUGAGAAGGUGAACUCAAGAGAUGAGGUUUUAGCUGAUACCACGGGAGGAAAAUACUUCUUCGAUUCCAAUGUUGGAGUGAUCUUCUUCAAAAUGGUGAACGAUGUAGAUUUCGCUGAAGGGGAGAUGUCCUCUUGCCCCUCCAAACACUGUCCCUUCGCUUUCAUCAGGAUAGACAGUGGGAGUAUGACGGAUAGCGAUUGUUCCAGUAGAUUCUUCAGUCAGACAUCCGGGUCCUAUGUACAAGCCGAUCAGGGAAAUCCAAGUGUAGAAACCAACGUAAUCCCAGCUGAUUCUGAAUCCCCACCACAGACGAUGGGAGCAGGAUCAACUUAUCCAGGAACAGCUCAAUAAGAAAUCCAGAUUCAAAUUUUAUCCUAGUCUCCGUAGGCCAAACCUACAUUUUAUGUGUUCAGGGUAGAAGGAUUUUUGUAUUAAUACACUUUGUAUGUGUCUUCCAGAUGAAUUCCAUUUUUAUAUAUAUUGUUUUUACAUGCUUAUAUACAUGCAUAUGUUUUAUGGUUUCAUUUAUCAUUAUGUGUCGAAAACAUCAAUGGAUUUUUUUUUCAGAAAAAAUGGUGAAUGAAAUACUAGAUUAUAUUAGUAGAUAAAGAUAAAUAUAGUUUUCAUGGUUUGCUCAUUGAAAUGUAAUCUAAAAAUUUUAA